UCUAAAAGCAGAGAUGGUAACCAUGACAACCAGAGCAAAACUCAGAGGAACCAACCUGGACCUGGAUCUGGAUCCAGCUGGAGGUCCAACAGGAGUGACAGAUCAAAGGAUUCGAAUCCUGACUUCAAGGACAUCCAUUCAGGACUGAAACAAGGUCAACAGGUCACACAGAGAGUCCAGUCUGCAGCCUGCAGCUGUGGAUCCAUGAAGAGUGACCGGUCCAAAGAUGAUCCUCCAGACUUCAGAACUGAACCAGGACCUUCAGACUCACAAGAGAUGAGGAGCAGACCCCAGUCUGCAGAAAGACCCAGAACUGCAGAUGUUGGUCUGCAGGAGAUGUUUGGAGAACAUCAGAUCAGUCUGAGGAGCAGAAGUGAACAUGUGGCUGAAGGAACUGAAGAAGCAGGAAGAGAAACGCUCCUCAACAGGGUCUACACUGAGCUCUACAUCACAGAGGGACUGAGACCAGAGGGUCACACCCAACAUGAGGUGAUGCAGCUGGAGACCACCACCAAGACCAACCAGCUCCAUGACACUGCAAUCAAGAACCCAGACAUCUUCAAAGUCCUCCCUGACCAACACAGAUCCAUCAGAGUGGUUCUGACCAGCGGAGUUGCUGGAGCUGGAAAAAGCUUCUCAGUGCAGAAGUUCACUCUGGACUGGGCCGAGGGCUUGGAGAACCAAGACAUCGGUGCUGUGGUUCCUCUGUCCUUCAGGGAGAUGAACUUGAUCAGAGAUGAGCAGCACAGUCUUCUCACUCUGAUCCAGCUGUUCCAUCCAACACUCCAGAAGAUCCCAGCAGAACAGCUGUCUGUCUGCAAACUUCUGUUCAUCUUUGAUGGUCUGGAUGAAAGCAGACUUUCUCUGGACUUCAACAACAGUCCGGUGGUGUCUGAUGUCACACACAAGUCCUCAGUCAACGUGCUGCUCACUAACCUCAUCCAGGGACGUCUGCUGCCCUCAGCUCUGGUCUGGAUCACUUCCAGACCUGCAGCAGCCAAUCAGAUCCCUCCUUCAUGUGUGGACAGACUGACAGAAGUACGAGGCUUCAAUGAUGAUCAGAAGGAGGAGUACUUCAGGAGGAGGUUCCCAGAUGAAGAGCUGUCCAGCAGAAUCAUCUCCCACAUCAAGGGCUCCAUGUCCCUCUACAUCAUGUGUGAAGUUCCAGUCUUCUGCUGGAUCACUGCUGUGGUUCUGGAGAACCUGCUGACCACAGAGCAGAGAGGAGAGCUGCCCACAACCCUGACUGACAUGUACUCCCACUUCCUGAUGGUCCAGACAAAGAGGAAGAAGAACAAGUACCAGCAGGAACAUCAGACAAGUCCACAAGAGCUGACAGAGACUGACAGGGAAGUUCUUCUGAAGCUGGGGAGGCUGGCAUUUGAACAUCUGGAGAAAGGAAACAUCAUGUUCUACCAAGAAGACCUGCAGCAGUGUGGUCUGGAUGUCACAGAGGCCUCAGUGUACUCUGGAGUUUGUACUGAGAUCUUCAGAAGAGAGUGUGAGAUCUUCCAGAAACCGGUCUACAGCUUUGUUCAUCUGAGCGUUCAGGAGUUUCUGGCUGCAGUCUACAUGUACCACUGUUACUCCAACAGGAAGGUAAAGGUCAUUGAGGACUUCCUGAAGAAGAACAUGGAGAACAAAUCCCUGGAUGAGUUUCUGAGUAGAGUCAUGAAGAAAUCCCAACAGAAUCAAACUGGACACCUGGAUCUGCUGGUUCGUUUCCUUCAUGGUCUCUCUGUGGAGUCCAACCAGAGACUCUUAGGAGGCCUGCUGGGUCAGACAGAGAAGAAUCCAGAAACCAUCCAGAGAGCCAUCAACAAUCUGAAGGAGAUCAACAGUGAAGGAGUCUCUCCUGACAGAAGCAUCAACAUCUAUCACUGUCUGAUGGAGAUGAAGGACCUUUCAGUUCAUCAGGAGAUCCAAGAGUUCCUGAAGUCAGAGAAUAAAUCAGAGAAGAAACUCUCAGAGAUCCACUGCUCAGCUCUGGCCUACACUCUGCAGAUGUCAGAGGAGGUUCGGGAUGAGCUGGACCUGGACCAGUACAAAACAUCAGAAGAGGGUAAACGGAGACUGAUCCCAGCUGUGAGGAACUGCAGAAAGUUCAGACUUUCAGGAUGUGGACUUUCAGAGACUCACUAUGAAAUUGUGGUCUCAGCUCUGAAGUCCAACCCGUCCCACCUGACAGAACUGGACCUGAGCAACAACAACCUGAAUGAUUCAUCAAUAAAGGUUCUGUGUUUUGGACUGGAGAGUCCAAACUGCAGACUGCAGACUCUGAGGUUGGAGGACUGCAGUUUGUCAAAGAUCAGCUGUGACGCUCUGGUCUCAGCUCUGAAGAAAAACCCAUCCAAUCUGACAGAACUGGACCUGAGCUGGAACAAGAACCUGCAGGAUUCAGGAUUUCUUCAUCUGUGUGAUUUUCUGGAGAGUCCAGACUGCAGACUGCAGACUCUGAGGUUGAUCUUCUGCAGUUUUUCAAAGACCAGCUGUGCUGCUCUGGUCUCAGCCCUGAAGUCCAACCCGUCCCACCUGACAUACCUGGACGUGAGCUUCAACAACCUUCAGUCUUCAGAUGUUCAGCAGCUCCAGGAUCUGGUGGAGAGUCCAAACUCCAAACUCCAGACUCUGAGGUGGAAAGCAGAGGGCCAGUAAGUCUGAUGUUCCUUCUGGAGGAACAGAGAGGAGCAGCAGCUGGUCUGCAGAGAUGUUGUGACUGGACGGUGUUCCUGGGAGGUGGAGAGCAGAGUGAUGGAGGAAUCAGAGGAAGUGGAGAAGAGUGUCAGAGCUGCAGCAGGAACUGAUUAAAGAUGUGAGCAUAAAAGCUCUGUUUAAGAUAAAAAAGCUUAAACUUUGAGACUAAAUGGAGACCGAAAGACUUUUUGUCUUAGUUUUCUGGUUUAACAUGGAUGACAGAAAUUCUAUUCAGUUGAUGUAAAAACCCUCAUCAGACAUGAAAACAACCGCUAUUCCUGCUGUUUCUGACCGUUUUCAUGGUCUGCAGGUCUCAAAUGUUGGACUGAACCAUUUCAUUAUAAACAUGUGUUGUUGUUUGUGUAUUCAUCCACAAACACAUGCUGUGAAGAGGAACCUGCAGUGAAGGCAGCCAUGUUGGAGCCUCACACAUGUUCUCAUUAGGAUCAAAUGAACCAGUGUGUUUGAGACUGAAAGAAAGACUGAAGGACAAAGAAAUAUGAAGAUUCAUUAAGGAUCAAAUCCAGACUUUAUUCAUGUCUUCAUACAAAAAAGCUGCAGGUAUUUUACAGACAGAAUUUUGGUUUUUCAACACUUUUCUGACAAGAAGAUGCAGUUCUACUCAUGUCUAAUACAAGUUCAAACUACAGACCUGAAUGAUUUUGUUUGGUUUUUGUUAUUGUGUCAUUAUGUCUGAAGAAAUCCGACCUAUAAUUACAGAAAAAACAUCAAAUAUGUUUUUAUGACUUUGAAAAUCAAUAAAA
Molecule: messenger RNA, 3458 nt
Organism: Oryzias latipes (Japanese medaka)
Lineage: Eukaryota; Metazoa; Chordata; Actinopteri; Beloniformes; Adrianichthyidae
Product: NACHT, LRR and PYD domains-containing protein 12-like
Molecular function (GO): protein binding
Source: RefSeq, a predicted model, not a curated record